AUGGCUGCAGAGCUACCGGAUGUUUGGAACGGUUAUUAUAUUGGAACUGCAAGAAUUGGUGAAGGGAUACAUGGUACCAUCUACAAGGCUAUCGAUGAGGAGCGUGCAAGAAAUAUGGUUACAAUCAAGAAAGUCAAAAUGAAUUUAACGGUUGAGAAUGGUGUGCCAUCUGCAGUGUUACGAGAAAUCACACUUCUUAAAUUACUGCAACAUCCAAACAUCGUUUCGUGUGUUGAAGGUAUUUGUCCUCUUAACCAAGAAGCUAGUUUGGAUGGGAGUAAUGAACAAGUGGAGGAAACGAAAUUCGACGUAAUAAUGGGCGACGAUCAACUAUAUCUGGUGUUUGAAUUUGUUAGUAUGAAUCUAAAGUGUUACAUCGGCAAAAUUCCUGAUGACAAAUGGAUGGAUAAAGCUGAGGCCAGUGUGCAGAAGUCGUAUUUGUAUCAGAUCCUCCAAGGUAUCUAUUAUUGUCACCAAAGAAAUAUUCUGCAUCGUAAUUUAAAGCCUCAGAAUUUACUUGUUGACGAGAAAGGUCGCCUUAAGCUUGCUGAUUUCUGUUUCGAUGAAACAGUUAACUCUUUGGGGAGACACCACACGCAAGAGGUUUAUAUUCGAUUUUAUAAAGCUCCGGAAUUACUAUUUGGUUUGAUUAAUUGCACAUCGGCAAUAGACAUAUGGAGCAUCGGAUGCAUUACUGCCGAAAUGGCUGUGAAGCAAGCACUGUUUCCUCCGGGCGAUUCAAAUAUUGAUCAGAUUUUUCGCAUUUUUAAAGUGCUAUCGACUCCAUGUGAGGAAGUAUUACACGAACUGACAAAUAUACCAAAUUGUUCGGAAACAUUCCCUAAGUGGACGAAUAAUCACCUUCAUGAAAUUCUUAAUCGCUCUAUGGAUGCUGAUGGCAUUGAGAUUGUGCAGAAAAUGUUGAAUUAUAAGCCGUCGGGACGAAUCUCUGCGAAAGAGCUUUUGGAAGAUCCAUACUUCGCUGAUGUCGAUCGAACAAAGCUUCCAAUUAGCGAGUAUUGA
Acanthocheilonema viteae is the source of this 1023-nucleotide messenger RNA. NCBI's taxonomy places the organism in Eukaryota, Metazoa, Nematoda, Chromadorea, Rhabditida, Onchocercidae. The record is from the annotation of a GenBank genome assembly.